GGAUCUGUCAGCUGUCAUGUGAGUUACGAGUUUCAGUGUCAAAAUCGCCAGUGAGUAGAGUGACGACAAAAAAAUUUUCAAAUCAAAAUUCCAUGCGAAAGAAAAAGAUUUUCGCAAAAGUUGAUUCACUUGUCAUGCAGCAUCGGCAGAGCUACACAACAAGCUAUUUCCUUGCCAAGUAAAUUCAACGCGAACCACUGUCGUCUCUCAGUGCAGUUCUGUCCACAUCAACACAAAAAUUUCGAGGAAAAAAAAAAAUCGAAAAUUUCGCCGUGAAGAAUUCCUGAAAUUUUCGUCGCGAAUUGCAACAUAAACACAGGACCAUGAAAUGAAUGAAACGAUCAUCGACAUAGCUAAAUCAUCAUAUUUCGAUCGUCAGCUAAUUGGUGCCUAUCGCAGCCACAUUUACUCACUGAUCGUUGAUAACAUAAGAGAAGCACUGGAUCACCUAAUUUUGGUCAUUUUGGCAUACUUGGUGCUAUGCUUCGGCACUUAUCAUCUGAUAUUCCGCCGGUUCGCUAAACGAUUCCAUUUGAUCAAUGACAUUCGCUUGGCACAAUAUCGUCGCGUACUGAUUGUGACCGCCCAUCCGGACGAUGAAUGUAUGUUCUUCGGUCCGACCAUACUGUCGCUGACGCAACGCCGAGAACCGUGCACCGUUUAUUUGCUAUGCUUGUCGAACGGGAACUUUGAACAGUUGGGUAACAUCCGGAAGCACGAACUGUACGAUGCGACGAGGGUGUUACGGUUGAAGGACGAACACAUCACGUUGAUGAAUUCAACGCUUCUGGCCGACGAUCCGAAUUUGAAUUGGAAAACGGAAUUGGUGGCCAAGCAGAUACGGAAGGAAGUGGAAACGUUGGACAUUGAAGCUUUGAUUACGUUCGAUCGGGAUGGUGUCAGCUAUCAUCCGAAUCAUUGUACCAUUUACUAUGCGGCCGCAUCGUUGUGCUUGGCUGGAUAUCUUCCGAAGAACUGCAAAAUUCUUACAUUGGACUCGGUGAACGUGUUACGGAAGUACAUGUCCGUGUUUGAUCUCGUUAUUAGUUUGUUAUUGUCGACCAAUUGGUGCAUUUUGAGUUGGACAAAUGUAAAUAUAGUUCGUAAAGCAAUGCGACAGCAUCGGUCACAGAUGCUGUGGUUCCGCAAAUUGUACAUAGUAUUCUCGCGGUACAUGGUGAUAAAUACGCUGCGUCAGAUCGAUGUAUCGGACAUAGAAUUAGAUAUGCAAAUCAAUGACACAUAGGGCAACGGGAAAAUAUAACCGAAGGAAACCGAGUCAAAAUUUCGUCGUUUUCUUGAUUUUAUUUCAACAGAUUUAUACUAAAAUUCACCAGACGAACGAUGGUUGUCGUACUAAUCAAUCCCGCCAAACGUUCAAAUGCCUCGCUUUACCGGCUUCGGAGCG
Bradysia coprophila is the source of this 1408-nucleotide messenger RNA. It is a transcript of the gene PIG-L, whose product is annotated as phosphatidylinositol glycan anchor biosynthesis class L. The record is from RefSeq and is a predicted model, not a curated record. Lineage: Eukaryota; Metazoa; Arthropoda; Insecta; Diptera; Sciaridae. Gene Ontology annotation, molecular function: N-acetylglucosaminylphosphatidylinositol deacetylase activity. Gene Ontology annotation, cellular component: endoplasmic reticulum.